Tuber aestivum (summer truffle) is the source of this 1564-nucleotide messenger RNA. The record is from the annotation of a GenBank genome assembly. NCBI's taxonomy places the organism in Eukaryota, Fungi, Ascomycota, Pezizomycetes, Pezizales, Tuberaceae.
AUGGGCCUACUCCGUGCCACAGUCCACUCAACCUUCAACUCCAAAUCUAGCUUUCCACUAUGGUUACUCCUGCCCCUGCUGCUGAUAGAUGCCGCCUUCUGCGCAGUUAUUAUUUUAAGGGUCCCCUGUAGGUGUCCACUAUAGUUGGCCUAUGUGUGGCCUCUGCUCCGACAGGCCGGGGCAAGCAAGCUAACGACUUGGGGGGGGGGGGCUAGAUACCGAAAUCGACUGGAGAGCCUACAUGGAGCAAGUCUCGCUGUACCGUGCCGGGGAACGGGAUUACGCUAUGAUCAAGGGCGGGACAGGACCGUUGGUGUACCCUGCUGGGCACGUUUACAUAUAUAAUUACCUGUAUGGGAUCACGCGGGGCGGGGCGGAUGUGGGUUUGGGGCAGUGGGUGUUUAUGGGGGUCUAUUUGGUGACGUUGGGGAUUGUGGGCUUGUGUUAUCGGGAGGCUAGGGUAUUGUGUCUUCCUCCUUCCUUGGUUGUGGUCUUGAAGGUGUGUUACUGGUGGUGGGUUAACGAUGCCGUCGACAGGCUCCUCCGUAUCUACUGCCGUUCUUGAUACUUUCCAAGCGGUUGCACAGCAUUUACAUGCUCCGGCUGUUCAAUGAUCCUUUCUCGAUAUUGCUUCUGUUCUCGGCUGUUUUCGCAUGGCAGAAGAAGAUGUGGACGCUAGGUAGUUUGGCAUAUUCUUUAAGCGUGGGGGUUAAGAUGAAUACCCUGUUGGCAUUGCCAGCUGUCGGGGUUUUGUAUUUGCUAGCCCUUGGAAGGGAUAAGGCUCUCCGCCAAGCGGGGAUUAUGCUUCAGGUUCAGGUGUGUCUGUCUCCUCAUCCGGAGGUCUUGAGGGGAAGCGGUACUGAUCGCUCGAAAGAUCCUGCUCGCUACGCCGUUCCUUACAGAAUUCCCAAAGAGUUACCUUAUCCGCGCAUUUGAAUUCACCCGACAAUUCUUUUUCCAGUGGACUGUAAACUGGAGAUUCGUUGGGGAGGAGGUAUUCCUUUCAAGGGGUUUCUCUUUAGGGCUCUUGGGAUUACACGCCUGCCUCUUGGUAUACUUCCUGGUCACUCGAUGGUCAAAGUUUGCCCCCCCCCCUUCCCCUUGCUCCGGUAGAAUCGUGGCUGACGUGGCUAGACACUCGGGCCGCUCCUUCCCCGGUUUCCUGAACCUCCUGAUAACCCCCCAAGAAGGUCUCUCGGAAUACCAAAUGAACCAGUGCGUAACCCCCAGGUUUGUCCUCACUGCUAUUCUUGGAGCGAAUACAAUCGGCAUGCUCUGUGCUCGUAGCCUGCACUACCAGUUCUACUCAUGGCUAGCCUGGGGCACCCCCUAUCUUCUCUGGCGUAGCGGGUUUGGGCCCGGAUGGGUUACCGGGCUCUGGGCCGUGCAGGAGUGGGCGUGGAACGUGUACCCCAGCACAAACACUAGUUCGGGCACAGUGGUAGGUGUCCUCGCGGCGACGGUACUAGGGGUUUGGUGGGGGAGUAGAUUUAGGGAUGAGGAGGAAUUGUUUGUGGGGAAGCCCCGGCGGGGGAUGAAGAAUGAUGAGAAGAAGCUUAUCUGA